UAGUAUCAACUACUAAUUCCCCUCAACGAUAGUGUCUCCCGUUAUUCCCUUAAUGAGAAUCGUUCCACAUUUUAUUAUUCCAAAGAAUUGUUUACCAAAAUAUUAAUAUGCAAAUCCAGCAUUUUUAUAAAAUAAAUUUCCAAAGAAUAAAUAUUCAUUAAUACUUUAUUUGUAAGAAUUGUUUAUUAAAAUAUUGAUAUGCAAUUCAACAUUUUAUUCCAGACAAAUUUCCAAAGAAUUGUUUACUUAAAUAUUAAUAUUAGCCUAAAACUGUAUUUUCUUUUCUGCUGCAUUUCCGACAACGAAAAUGCAGCAAUAAACAGAAUUUUAGUAUAUAAGCCAGUGAAAAAUAAAGAAAGCAAGUUAUAAUUCCAAACCACACCAAACGUCUUUUUUUUUAGUCAAAGUUUUUUCCGCAAAUAAAAGUGGCGCAGUCGGUAGGAUACCGCAAAGUCCUAUCCAACGUAUAAAAAUAAUAAAACAGAUUUUAUUGUGCGCGAUAGAACUAGGAUUUUAAUCCUUAGUGCGGUAUUCGAAAUAUCCUUUAUAAGAUUAAAGGAUACACAAAUUUUAUGAAGGAAAAAAAAUAAAAAGGAUAUUAAGAAAUAUCCCUGUGACUAAAAAAAUAUUAGUGGAACCAGAAAGGAUAUAAAGAUCUAUCCUUUUGGUGAACAUCCUUGUGUCAGAAGGAAACCUAGUGAAAAAAAAAAAAAAAAAAAGGAUAUUAAGAAAUAUCCCUGUGACUAAAAAAAUAUUAGUGGAACCAGAAAGGAUAUAAAGAUCUAUCCUUUUGGUGAACAUCCUUGUGUCAGAAGGAAACCUAGUGAAAAAAAAAAAAAAAGGGAUAUUCCUUCAGUGGAUUAUAAACUUCAAAAAAAACAACAACCAUAAUAUAAAGACUGAUUAAAACUAUAUUAAACAAAAAACAAGAAAAAAUAACCAAUACAACAACAAAACAAAAUAAAAUUUAAAAUACGGGUCUAAUACAAGCAAACAACAACAAGGAGAAGUAAUAAAACAACAGCAACUAUUGGAGCAAUAUUGUAAAGAAAUAACAUUACCAACAAACCAAUAAGGAACAGUUCAUGCCGAGAACUGCACCGUGGAAGACCCUACUACUAAGAAGAAAGUAAACCUGCAAUCCUUAGCACCAACAACCAAAUUACAAAAUGAUUAACUGGAUCAUAAUAAUGGUUGCAUUUACUACAGCAACCAAGGCCCAAACCCUUGACAUACAAGACUUAUCGAACAAUAAUGGUUACAUACCGAUAAAAACAGGAGAGACCAAUACCGUAGAACACUACAUAAAAGUACUGCACAUAAUAAACACUACAGAAUUCGAACGAACUAUGGAGAUAAUUAAAACCAACAUUGACACCCUAAAGACAUCCAGUAGCGAAUCAAAAACAUUAAUCAGUACAAUAAACAAGAACUUUAUGCUACUAAAAGCGAAAAUAGAAAAUCUUAACCCACAUUUUAGAAAGAAACGGGCACUCUUAAACAUUAUAGGAAAAGGCUUAAAAAUGAUUGCAGGUACAAUGGACAGCGAUGAUGAAGAACAAAUAACUGAAGCUCUCAAAUCUCUACAUUCGAACGAAGAAAACCUAACUAACAAAAUGAACAAACUAACUUAUAUAAACAAUGUCAUGAACUCCCAAAUCCAGAACAUAACUAACCAUAUAAACUAUCAGCAAAACAUUAUCGGGGACUACUUAGUCAAAUUCAAGAAUAUUAUAGGGAAUAAAAUUUCAACCAUAGAGGACGAGAUAACAUUUAUAGAACACAUAUACCAGAUUAACAACGACAUCUCACUCCUACGGCAUCACGUAGACGACAUAGGACAGAUUAUUUUCUCCGGGAAACUGGGAAUAAUUCCCACAGAUAUUCUCACCCAAACAGAACUCGAUUUAAUCACAAGCUUUGACAGCUAUACCAAUAUAAAAGUAGCCAUAGCACGUAAUGAAGGGAACGUUAUAAUAAUUCUCUCUAUACCACAAUAUUCCCAAGAUUCACUAUCCAAGGUAACAUUCGUACCCAUUCCUGACAAAAAUAAUAAAUCCAUAAUGGUUAAUCAUUCUGAUGUUCUUAUAGAUUUAGAAAGAAAUAUUUAUAGCACGUAUAUUAAAGAUAACCUAAAAAGAAAUCUUAUAAAAAUUAAUGAUAAUUGUUUGAACAAUAUACUAAACUUUGAAGAAGCUAAUUGCAAAACGCAAACAUUAAAUACACAAGAAAUUAGCGAAAUAAUUCCAGGAGUAUUAAUCCUUAAACACUUUAACAGUACGAUAUCACAUAAUUGUAACAAAGAUAAAUUAAAAAUUUCAGGAAAUUACUUAAUCAAAUUCGAAAAUUGUGAAGUAAACACGUUAAACAAAACCUUUACGAAUUUUAAAAUAAAAAUACAAGACAAGUUUAUCCUACCUAACCUUAUAACAAAAAUUAAAGAUACCAGUAACACAACACUUGCAGACAUAAAACUUGAAAAUUUAUAUCUAAAACAAAUAGAAUACGAGGAAACACUGAAACAAGUACUAUAUACAGAUAAAAACUCAAAAAUAAUUGGCUAUAGUAUAGAUAUUUUAAUCGGUACAUCAAUAUGUAUCUUAAUUAUAUUUAUAUAUCUCUUUAAGAAUAAACAAACCUAUGUUCCAAAUGUACAAUUAAAAAACCAAACUAUUAUAAACAAUCCGGCAAAGAUAAUAUAAUUUCGUCGGAGCCUCAAACUAAGGGUGGGGGUGUUAUAGUAUCAACUACUAAUUCCCCUCAACGAUAGUGUCUCCCGUUAUUCCCUUAAUGAGAAUCGUUCCACAUUUUAUUAUUCCAAAGAAUUGUUUACCAAAAUAUUAAUAUGCAAAUCCAGCAUUUUUAUAAAAUAAAUUUCCAAAGAAUAAAUAUUCAUUAAUACUUUAUUUGUAAGAA
Messenger RNA from Musca domestica (house fly), 2916 nucleotides. RefSeq lists its product as uncharacterized. The record is from RefSeq and is a predicted model, not a curated record. The transcript is spliced from 2 exons. Bases 1170 to 2702 code for a protein of 510 amino acids. NCBI's taxonomy places the organism in Eukaryota, Metazoa, Arthropoda, Insecta, Diptera, Muscidae.